AUGUCGGGUACUGUGACGGCUUCCAGUCGCGACCCGUUCGAACUGACUAGACUAGCGGAAGAACUAGCUGCUCGUGAAGCAACCUCGCGUCCCGAGAGACUUUCGACAUCGGUGGACCUCCCAGAAUUGCUACCAUUAUCCCAUGACAAUGAAAACCUCACUGCACCAGACUUCAAUGUCGAAGAUUUCUUACUGUCGCGCUCAAAUAUGUCGCUGCCAGACCUUCGAGCUGAGCUGCGCGAAUAUUUGGCAAAGCUCAAGGAGGAACUUGUCAAACUCAUCAAUGAUGAUUAUGAGGCUUUCAUUAGUCUCAGCACGGAUUUACAGGGAGAAGGUGAUAGAUUAGAACGGAUAAAAUGGCCUCUUGGUGAUCUACAUUCUCGGAUUCAGGAUUCGAGAAGUCAGUUACAAGGAGUGCAGGAUAGCGUGCAAGCUAAACUUGACCGAAGAGCAACCUUGCGCGAAGAGAAGGCAAUGUUGCAGCUGCUGCUGAAAAUAUCAGACUCGAUUACACGAUUAGAAUCAUUACUCCUCAUCUCGUCGCCGCAGGAAGGCAAUCCACCAGGACAAAGUUCGUACCUGGAACGAUGCUUGUCCGGGGAUGACAUUACCGACGACAAGUCGACGAAAGGAAAACGUGCAAAGCAUCUUCUCCGAAUUGCGACUGAGUACAACCAGCUUCUCUAUCACACGAAUAAAGCGUCCAAAAAGAACUGCUCGUUCGUAGCGGAGAGUCAAUGGAGGAUAGAGCGGAUAAAGUCAACCCUCUCCUCCGACCUAGAGCAUCAUUUUGCAAUUACCUUGCUCUCAUUGACUUCGAACGACAAAACUUCCGCAGUGGCGAAAGCUCGACAACCGGAGACGGAACAUGCCAAACUCUUGUCGGACUUGGUUGAUUGUCUUCGGGCAUACGACAUGCUCGGUCUCUGGCGAGACGCAGAAGAUAUCAUACGACGCGAAGUUGUUCGAGGCUUCGUGAAGAAGACUAUAUUUCCUGGUUGUCUAUCGGGUCCUCUUUCUCCGGUGAUGCCCCACACUCCUCUCGUGCAACAGCCACCUGGCGCCUCCUUGUUCUCUCGACCACCGCCUACGCCUUAUACUCCUUACACUGCCUUACCAUCGAAGCAGAAUCCGUUCUUCGCGAACGUAACGGAUUUAGACUCAAGCAUAUAUCUGCUAGACGACAGUGACAGUCCCCUCGCAGGAGUUUAUAAUCAAGUCUUGCGUUUUAUUGCCAGGGACAUGAAACCCAUUAUGGAGGCUGCGGAACAGGUUGCGUCGAAGAGCCGUCAAAAGUCCUCCGUUUUGUCAGUAGACAUAACGAACGCGGAAGGCUCGACGGAGUAUGGCUUUGAUAUCUUGUCGAACGUAAUCUGGGCUGAGGUCUCUCGAGCGAUUAUGGACGAUUUGGGCUCGUCGGUAUUUGCUGCGGGAAAGCCGGACGAAUUCCGCAAGAACUACGAAACGACUCAGGCUUUCAUUCGUUCCAUCGAAUAUCUGGCGCCCUCCAUACACUCAGUCAAAGCACUCAGAGUGCACCAUAGCUUCGGGACUUUCGAGCGACGAUGGCAGCUCCCCGUCUACUUCCAGUUACGUUGGAAGGAUAUUGUCAGCCGAGUUGAAGAAGCACUGGAGUCCAAAUCGCUGUCACCAACCACCAGUAACACAAAGUCGGGUGGAGCUGAAACUGCGCUUGUACUCAGCCAAUCAAGAGCCAUCUUGAAUGCGCUUUCUCAGUGUUGGAGUCCAGAGAUCUAUAUGCUUGAUCUUGCGCCGAGGUUCUGGAGACUCACACUGCAGCUGAUAAAGAGAUAUCGUACUUGGAUAGAGUCUAACCUGCCAUCUCUAGAAAACUUGGACAAGAUGAAAUCACCCCUAACAGACAAGGUUGCUAGCUCUGGGCUACCAGGUUCCCGCUCAUCCACUCCUACUCUACCUCAAGACAAUUCUUCUGUCGAUCGCACAGCCGAGGACGACAAAUGCUUGCUGCAAUGUGCAGUACUACUUCGCGACUUGAAGGGAAUGGAGCAGGUGGUUCAGCGACUUUGGCGAGAACAAACCAGCUCGAUGCUCCCUCAUAGCUCUAUGGAUACCAACGAAGAAGAGACUGGCGAGCCAGAAAACGCAUUGAAGUCCGCGCUAUCAUUUGUAACCGAAAUAGUCCCAUCGCUGUCAUCUCAAGUGGAACUCAUCCUCACCAAUCGAUGCUGCGAUGCCUUGGCACCCGUCAAGUCUCUUCCAGGCCAAUUUCGCGCAACUUCCCAGAAACAUAUGCCGACGAAGCCAAGCUCGUUCGUGCCAUUGAUCUUACGACCAGUCAAGUUAUUCUUUGGGAUAGACACAGGAGAGGGCCCUGCAAAGGCGUUACGAAACGAUUUCUGUGCGCCGAUAAGCACGAAUGUUGUUGAGCCCGUUUCAAAUAAGUAUCUUCAACACCUAUCCGCAAUGCGCAAAACCGAGGAGUCGUUACGACGACUUCGGAUGGGUAAAAGAACUGGAUUCUCCUUGUUUGGUGGUGGCUCUAGUUCCACUACCGACGAUGAUGCACGAGACGAGGAGCGGGUUCGUGCACAGCUCAUACUUGAUGUCAAAGCAUUUGCGAAAGACGCAGAAGCACUGGGUGUGAACCUUGAUAAUUGCUCGUCUUUCAGGGCUUUGGAGCGCUCCGUACAUGCGAACGAGGGAGAACCAGAGGUUUCCUGA
Messenger RNA from Fomitiporia mediterranea MF3/22, 2703 nucleotides. RefSeq names its product COG complex component. Lineage: Eukaryota; Fungi; Basidiomycota; Agaricomycetes; Hymenochaetales; Hymenochaetaceae. Gene Ontology annotation, cellular component: COG complex; membrane. The record is from RefSeq and is a predicted model, not a curated record. The transcript is spliced from 11 exons. Gene Ontology annotation, biological process: intra-Golgi vesicle-mediated transport; protein transport; Golgi organization. The coding region runs from base 1 to 2703 and encodes 900 amino acids.